Messenger RNA from Telopea speciosissima, 459 nucleotides. RefSeq lists its product as uncharacterized. The transcript has a single exon. NCBI's taxonomy places the organism in Eukaryota, Viridiplantae, Streptophyta, Magnoliopsida, Proteales, Proteaceae. The coding region runs from base 1 to 459 and encodes 152 amino acids. The record is from RefSeq and is a predicted model, not a curated record.
AUGACCGAGUUCUUGCCUCAUCAGGUUCGCUUCACAAGUCAUCUUCAUCGACUCCUCAAGAAAGAUACUCCGCCUUGGUCCUCUGUUCAUACCCAGGCAGUCAAGUCUUUGAAGGCUCUAGCCCAGUCACUACCCACUCUGCAAAUCCCCUCUACAAGUCUUCGCAUCCGACAGUCCGAUGCUAGUGAUACCCAAUGGGGUGCGGUUUUACUUGAAGAAUUCCCAGACAAGACACGUCGUGUAUGUGGAUACCGUAGUGGAAUGUUCAAGCCUUCUGAACAGCACUAUCACUCUACAUUCAAAGAGAUUCUUGCAGUUCAUCGUGGUAUUGAGAAAUUCCAAUUCUUUCUCAUUGGACACACAUUCCAACUUGAAAUGGACAUGACAGCUUUUCCGAGGAUGUUACAGUUCAAGCAGAAGCAACUCCCUGAAUCUCAGUUGCUACGAUGGGCUCAAUGA